AUGGCAGAUCCAAGCUCGACACCCGGCCCAAAGCCGAGUAGCAGCGUUAAGCUGGUUCUGCUCGGUGAAGCCGCCGUUGGAAAGUCGUCUCUCGUUCUGCGAUUCGUGAACAAUGAUUUUCAAGAGAAUAAAGAGCCUACCAUCGGAGCUGCCUUCUUAACCCAAAAAUGCUCUCUGCCUACCCGCACAAUCAAAUUCGAGAUAUGGGAUACCGCAGGCCAAGAACGUUUCGCAUCCCUCGCUCCCAUGUACUACCGAAACGCCCAGGCCGCACUCGUCGUAUAUGACCUGACCAAACCAUCCUCUCUGAUCAAGGCCAAGCACUGGGUUGCUGAGCUUCAGCGACAAGCAAGCCCUGGAAUAGUCAUCGCCUUAGUGGGAAACAAGCUUGACUUGACGAGCAGUGACGGCGCAUCGGGACCUACUGGAGACUCCCCCGCAGGCCCAGAUGGCACCAACGAAGAAGGCGAUGGAGAAGGGGAGACAUCCGGAAACAGCAACGAAACCGACGAGCAGGAUGAGCAAGACAGAAGCCCUAGUGGAGAUGCGAGAAAAGUAUCUGUGCAAGAGGCGAGUGCGUACUCUGAAGCUGAGGGUCUACUAUUCUUCGAAACCAGUGCCAAGACCGGUUUCAAUGUUGCGGAGGUGUUCACUGCCAUUGCAAAUGCCAUCCCCGAGGCAAGCCUGAAGAGCUCUAGGGGUGGUGCUGGAACUAGUGGAGCCGCUGGAAGUACCGGUCUUGGUGCUGGAACACGGUCAGGAGAUGAUUCUAGGAUCAACCUUCGAGAUAGAGGGCAAGCCGGCGCAAAGGAAGGGUGCGCUUGCUAG
Messenger RNA from Arthroderma uncinatum, 828 nucleotides. RefSeq lists its product as uncharacterized. The transcript has 3 exons. The record is from RefSeq and is a predicted model, not a curated record. Gene Ontology annotation, molecular function: GTPase activity; GTP binding. NCBI's taxonomy places the organism in Eukaryota, Fungi, Ascomycota, Eurotiomycetes, Onygenales, Arthrodermataceae. Bases 1 to 828 code for a protein of 275 amino acids.